This is a messenger RNA of Aureobasidium melanogenum CBS 110374, 2523 nucleotides long. Its product is annotated as glycoside hydrolase family 3 protein. Gene Ontology annotation, biological process: glucan catabolic process. The transcript has 4 exons. Gene Ontology annotation, molecular function: beta-glucosidase activity. Lineage: Eukaryota; Fungi; Ascomycota; Dothideomycetes; Dothideales; Saccotheciaceae. The coding region runs from base 1 to 2523 and encodes 840 amino acids. The record is from RefSeq and is a predicted model, not a curated record.
AUGCCUGGCACCUUCGACGUCGAUCAUGUGCUGUCAAAGCUUAGUGACAAAGAGAAAGUCGCUCUGCUCUCUGGAAUCGACUUUUGGCACACUUACCCUUUGCCGGAACAUGGAGUCCCUUCAAUCCGCUUGUCGGACGGCCCUAAUGGAGUCAGAGGAACUCGUUUCUUCAACAGUGUACCGUCUGCUUGUUUCCCGUGCGGUACUGCAUUGGCAGCCACUUUCGAUCAAACCUUAGCAGCUGACGCUGGCCGCUUGAUGGCCAUGGAAGCUCACGCCAAGGGGGCCCAUGUGCUGCUUGGUCCCACGAUCAACAUGCAACGUAGUCCGCUUGGCGGUCGAGGUUUCGAGUCGUUCAGCGAAGACCCUCUGCUGUCAGGUCUACUUGCGGCUGCCGUCGUCAAUGGCAUCCAGACUGAACCUUACGGUAUCGCUGCUACCUUGAAACACUUUGUCUGCAACGACCAAGAACAUGAGCGCAACAAGGUCAACUCUAUCGUUACCGACCGAGCCCUCAGGGAAAUAUACUUGCUCCCUUUUCAGAUCGCCAUCCGUGAUGCCAAGCCUCGCGCAAUCAUGACUGCCUAUAACAAGAUAAACGGCAUUCAUGUCAGCGAAGACCCAAAGUUCCUUGAACAGAUCCUCCGGCAAGAAUGGGACUGGAAAGGGCUUAUCAUGAGUGACUGGUUUGGGACCUAUUCUACUGCCGAAGCUAUAAAUGCAGGUCUUGACCUUGAGAUGCCGGGACCUACUCGUUGGAGAGGCGAAGCUGCCGCUCUUGCAAGCGCAACCAACAAGCUCUUACCUACUGCCUUAAACGACCGCGCCCGCGAAGUGCUCCAGCUCGUCAAAGACUCCGCAAAAUCAUGCAUCCCCGAAAAUGCACCAGAAUCGACUGACAACAACACUGCGGAGACCGCAGCACUCUUAAGACGAUUAGCGUCCGAGUCGGUCGUUCUUCUGAAAAACGACCAAAGCAUUCUGCCCCUGUCAAAGGACAAAAAGACCUUGAUCAUCGGACCUAAUGCAGAGGUAGCGCGCUUCUGUGGCGGCGGUUCAGCUGCAUUGAGACCAUAUUAUGCCGUGUCUCCCCUUGAGGGAAUCAAGAGCAAGAUCGGCAGCGAAAACGUUUCCUACACACUUGGUACCUAUGCUCACAAUGAGCUGCCAGAUCUUGGCACGACGUUAUCUCCAACUCAGGACAGCACUACCAGAGGUGUCCGAUUUUUGGCUUACAAUCAACCGCCGGAGACUCCAGGCCGCCAAUGCGUAGAUGAUCUUGUUUUUGAGACAUCCAGCAUGAUGUUCAUGGACUAUAAGAACUCACAGAUAAAGGACAAGUUAUGGUAUGCGGAUAUCGAGGGCUUCUACCAGGCGGAUCGUGACGGCUUCUUCGAGAUCGGCGUUUGCGUCUACGGCUCCGCCAAAGUCCUUGUCAAUGGUGAGUUGAUUGUUGACCUCACUGAACGUCAACAGCAAGGUUCGGCUUUCCUUGGAUGUGGGACAGCAGAGACAAAGGGGCUUGUCCCGAUGAAGAAAGAUCAAACUUACCACAUCAAACUCGAGUUCGCCAGUGCCCCAACAAGCAAGUUGAAACCUGCUGGAGUGGUUUUCGGUGGCGGAGCUGUUCGCAUUGGCGGGGCGUGGCAGAUUGACAAGGAUGCAGAGAUACGCAAUGCCGCAGAUUUGGCAAGAAGCACCGAUCAGGUGGUACUUUGCAUCGGACUCAACAUGGACUGGGAAGGUGAAGGGUUUGACAGGGAACAUAUGGGGCUUCCUCCUUUCACCGACCGCCUGACAGAAGCAAUCUUGGAAGCAAACCCUUCGACAGUCGUCGUUCUGCAAUCCGGUACUCCUGUAGCAUUGCCAUGGAUCGAGAAAGCAUCCACCAUUCUUCAAGCUUGGUACGGCGGCAAUGAGACAGGCAACGGCAUUGCAGAUGUUCUCUUCGGGGACGUAAACCCAAGUGGAAAACUCCCUCUGAGCUGGCCGAGACGCGACCAGGACACUCCAACUUAUGGUAACUUCCGUAGCGAGGCAGGACGCGUUCUAUACGGCGAGGACAUCUACAUGGGCUAUCGCUGGUACGAUUUGCGUGACUUGGACGUGGAAUUCCCAUUCGGUCACGGUUUGAGCUAUACCACUUUCCUGUUCAAAGACCUCAAGAUUUGCAAGGACUAUGAGACACUUGAGGUAUCGCUGACUGUCAGCAACACUGGGACCGUUUCUGGUGCCGAAGUGAUUCAGGUUUACGUCAGCCAGAAGAAUCCAUCCAUCAAACGUCCAGUCAAGGAACUGAAGGGGGUGACCAAGAUUUUCCUCGAUAAAGGGGAAAGUCAGACGGUCACAAUAAGUAUACCGCUCAAAUAUGCGUGUGGAUUUUAUGAUGAAUGGAUCGGUAGCUGGGUAUGCGAGAAGGACACAUUCAAGGUCUGGGUGGCUCCUAGCAGCGACAGUGCUUCAGACAGAGCAUUGAGUGCUGACUUUGCCCUUGACCACGCGUUCACCUGGAAAGGUGUGUAA